This is a messenger RNA of Selaginella moellendorffii, 2167 nucleotides long. RefSeq lists its product as uncharacterized. Bases 37 to 2127 code for a protein of 696 amino acids. The transcript has a single exon. The record is from RefSeq and is a predicted model, not a curated record. Lineage: Eukaryota; Viridiplantae; Streptophyta; Lycopodiopsida; Selaginellales; Selaginellaceae. Gene Ontology annotation, molecular function: protein binding.
AUUUUUAGGGUUUAAGAUAGGAGCUACAUUUUCCCAAUGGAGGAAUGGCUGACCAAGGCACGCGUGCUGGAAAUCCACGCGACGCGAGGUAAGAUCGGGGCAGUGGCCGUGGAGCCAAUGUCGCAGCCAGCAGCUCCGCCACUCCACAAGCUCCAGCCGAUCGGACUCGCGGAUCUCAAGCCGGGGAAGCAUCACACAGGGUGUGCGCUCUUUGGGACGCUGUGUGGCGAGGCUUUCAAGAGCCAGGGCAUCCACACGGUGCUGGAAGACGCGAGCGAGCGCGCGGUGCUGCUGUCCGUGUACAAUGUGGCGGUCUCUAACACGAGCAAUGCGGGCGUGAAGCAGAGAUUUCCAGUGGGGAUGAGAGUGGCGAUCAAGGAGCCGGUGCUCAAGCGGGAGAAAGGAGGGAUUUUGGUGCUGCGUGUGGACAAUCUUCUCAACAUCGAGAGGGUGUUGGCAGUACCCGACUCGAGCGGUGAGUUUCCAGCUCCCAUCUCCGAGGAGGCCAGCGCCGCGUCGCUGAAGAUGGAAGGCAACAAGCUCUUCGCGUCCAAGGAUUGGAUCGGUGCUGCGGAAGCUUACACAAAGUGCAUCACUCUCAGCUCCAAUCUUCGCGAGGUGAUGGCAGUGGCUCUCUCCAACCGAGCUGAAACGAUGCUGAGGAUUGGAAAUCCGGAGCAAGCGCUCUCUGACUCGAACAACGCGCUCAAGCUGGAUCUCUCCAACGUGAAGAGCCACUGCCGGAAAGCCCGAGCGCUCCACGGGCUCCACGAGUACGAGAUGGCGCUGGCGUGCAUGAAGAAGGCGGCGGAGAUGUCGAGAGAUCAUAUGGGAGGCCUCAUCCAGCAGUGCGAGACGAGUAUCAAGCAGAGCAAGCACGGGAGUUUCGACAUCAGUGGCUUCCUCAUCGCUGGCCGAGCUCGAGACCGAGCUCCCACCUGCGCGGACUACGUCGGCCCCGUGGCAAUCCGGAAGUCCACCAUUGCCUCCGGUCGAGGCCUGUUCGUCACCGAGAGCGUCAAGGCUGGAGAAACGCUGCUCGUCACCAAUGCCUUGGCAGUAGCCUACAGCGAUUCUCCACCGAGCUGCCAGGCGACAUCACUCCAGGAGGACCUGGUGGCCAAGAUCAUGGCGGCAGUGGCAUGCUCGAGGCGGAGUUUCCAGCAGCUGAGCAGCCUCAUGUCGUCGACCAAGAUCCCGUCGCUGGACUUGUUCCGUCCCAACAGCCGCUGGUACUCCGAGACCUUCGACCAGGACAACAAUGGCGACGUCAGGAUCGACACGGACAGCGUCCGCAAGGUGGUGAAGGAGUUCUCGUUCGGCCAGUCCCUGUGGCACAAGCUCGACGGUAUGUGCAACAGCGCCGACGCCAUCCUCAACUCCAAGUCAUGCGGACUGUGGCCGCUGCCGGCUUUCAUCAACCAUUCGUGCUGUCCGAAUGCCGCGCGGCUGGAAGUCGGGCGAGCGCUCUUCGUCCACGCGGCUCGAGACAUCGGCGAGGGGGAGGAGAUCACUCUCCCAUACUUCGACGCGCUGGUGCCGUUCCACGCGCGGCAGGAGAUGUGCCAGCGGUGGGGAUUCCAGUGCCAGUGCCGCCGCUGCUCCAGCGAGCGCGGCUCUCAGAAGGCCUUCCGGAGGAUCAACGAGCAGUUCAACUUCCUCCACGACAAGGCCUUCCGGGAGAUCAACGCGGCGGCGGAGGCCGGGGAGGUGCCCGGUCCUCUCCCGGCGUGCGCGAGCUUCGGGCAGCUAGCCGUGCGGCUCCAGGCGGAGGGAAGCGCGAGCGCGGACACGCUGCUGCGCGCCUCGUACGCGCUGGCCUACUUGGCCGGGAUGCCAUCGUCGGACUUCUUCGAGGAUUUCAUGCAAACGGUGCCGCCAUGGGAGGAUCUGGUGAGCUGCUUGCACGAGACGGUGCCGGGGCACUGGCGAUCGCUGAUAAUGCAGUGCGGGGAAGUGAUGGAGCUGCGGCAGUACUUGGAAUCGUCGGCGGUGGUGAGAGACGAAGGGCCAUUGCGAGUGGUGAGAGAGGUGGCUUACAAGCUUUGCCGGAGUACCUUUGGGAACCAAAGGGCCGAGGUCUUCGAGGCGCUCAUCGCGCAAGCUAGUAGCAUGAGGCCAUUUUAAAAAGGAGAGAGAAAGAGGUUUAUUCCUUUCUUUCGUCAAA